ACACACGCUCAACGAAUGGAAUACCGAAUAGGACGUGGAGAGAUGGGCGUCUUGACAUUCGAGCCUUACAAGUCCUACCUUCUUCCUCUAUGGCGCUUCCGAACACCAGACAUUGCACGCCAGUCGUCCGCUCUACUGCGAUCCGAAUUCGACCACUUUGGAGAAGAGGAGGACUUUGUAGGCAUGGACAUGACGCGCAAGUUCAUCCAGAUGGGAUUUACACGAGCGAAGCGAUACGCAAAUCACAAGGGCGGGAGAAAGUACGACAAGGAUCACGACGUCCUGCCAACUAGCGAGCAUCACUCGGAUAAGGCGGAAAAGGAAGAGUCCAGCCGCAUAUUCAAGGACAUAUUGGAGGACAUCAAACAAGACGAGACGUACUUGAGACUGAAAGACCAGUUUCAGAAGGAGCUGAAGGAAUAUAAGAAG
Aureobasidium pullulans EXF-150 is the source of this 429-nucleotide messenger RNA. RefSeq lists its product as uncharacterized. The record is from RefSeq and is a predicted model, not a curated record. The transcript has a single exon. Lineage: Eukaryota; Fungi; Ascomycota; Dothideomycetes; Dothideales; Saccotheciaceae. The annotation marks the transcript as partial.